AUGUUGGUGUACUGCUCCAAAAAAUGCAAGCUCACACACCAACCUAGUCACGCCCCUUUAUGUGCUGCGUAUAAGAGAGCCGCGACGUACCACCGGAGAUUGAACCAGGAGCAGCAGGAGUACGCUUUGUUGACUGCGGCGUGCAUUAAGCUCAUCACCACAGCCACCGAUGUGGACAACCGCUGCGGACUCCAUGUCUUGUUGAACGAGAGAAGGCCUGGACGCGUCCCGGAUAAGUUUCUGUUUGAUAACCAGAUUAUCUCCGCCUUGCGCUCCGGUGACCCCGCGCCGAUCACUAUUCGGGGCUGGUCAACGUUCGACCUGAGGUCGGCGGACACGCCCCCCACUCCUCCACAAGAUCUUCUCUGGUUGCCCAUACAAGAAACGUUGAACGGCUGGACCCCUGACUCUCUCGAGGCCGUAGUCGGAAUUUGCGACACCAUUGUAACUUGGACAUGCAUUUGCGACCAGCCGUGGCGCUGCACAAUGGAUGAGAAGAUUGCGGUCUGCAGGCAGGUGCUGCGUGCGCUCCAGUCUCACUGCCUCGCCUUGAAGCUCCGACCAAACAUCGACCCAACUAUUUAUACAGCAGUCCAAGAACUGCCCCCGGAAAUGGAAGAUAAACGCCUGGACGCCGUCUUGCAGCUGGACCGACGUCGAAGCGGCAGCAUAGAUAGCUCUUGCCCUGACCUGCCGACUCCCCCUUGUGAUAUUCGAUCUCUAUUUCCCAAGCUUUCCCUCGUCGCACACGCGUGUGCGCCCAAUUGCUAUUUGUAUGUCAAAGGUCAAAUUGGUUAUCUAACGGCUCUCCGCGACCUCCGGGUGGACGAGGAAGUGACUGUGGCCAAGGUGUCGCCCCUACUGCCUAAGGAGGACCGUCAGAACCUGCUGAAGCACCGGUUCAGCGUCCAAUGUUCUUGUCGCCGCUGCGCAGGGCCGUUGGAGUUGGAAGACGUGCAUUCAGUUGCGCGGGAUCUGGCCGGGAUUAUACCUGAUAGUGCCCUGAUAAAUUCCAUAUACGAGAACCAGAACGCUUACUGCUUUAUUGAUGAGGGUUUAAGACAAACGGUCUCGUCAGGCCCGCCAGAGACAGGAGGGUACACGGCGUCCCGCAGCUUCCCAAACGCCAAUCCCAACUACGGCCUAAUCGACCACUCGAAGCUGACGCCGGCCGGCUGGCUGGAAGAAGGCGACACUCGUCCCUCUACUCGACCUUCUACCAGACCCUCGACUGCCCAGUCAGGCGCUAUGCACCGGGCAUCAGUCCAGCCUUUGAAUGAGCAGAUGGUGCAGCAAAUCGGCGCGGUGAAGGCCUUAGUGAACGAGGUGGAAUUCCAGGCCUCGGCGCGAUCGUUCGACGUGGUAUGCGUGGCGUCUGAGCGCGCACUGGAGCCGAGUUUGCAUCCGUUGAACCUCCAUCUCUAUGACCUGCGUCGGCGUCUGACGGAUUGGAAGCACUUGGCGAAACAGCUCGUGUUCCUUACCUUUAUUUACCGCGACUGCGAAAACCAUCUCGAGCGCCUCGAAAUUCUGGACCGCUACGGGGAGGCUCUACGCUCGGAAUUCAACAGCGAAAAGGGCAAGUUGCGCAACUUAACCGGUUUGCGCUCGGACCGGGUGCCGGCUACGCAGCAGACGCCCCACGACAGCAGCUCCCGGAACGCGAACGUCGUACCCGCCUUCAGUAAUCCGCUUGCAGACGUGGACUACAUGCUCGCGUACCUGAAAGCGUUGUAUACGGAGAUUGAGUUCGGCUAUUACUGUCUGUUCGGCCGGGAUUUUUCGAAAACCAGGGCGGCUGGCCAAAUUCUUACGGACCUCAACAAACAACACGCCCGAAGGUCGCGUCCUUAG
Gregarina niphandrodes is the source of this 1854-nucleotide messenger RNA. Its product is annotated as putative SET and MYND domain protein 3. The record is from RefSeq and is a predicted model, not a curated record. The coding region runs from base 1 to 1854 and encodes 617 amino acids. Lineage: Eukaryota; Apicomplexa; Conoidasida; Eugregarinorida; Gregarinidae. The transcript is spliced from 2 exons. Gene Ontology annotation, cellular component: nucleus.